Molecule: messenger RNA, 1042 nt
Organism: Teleopsis dalmanni
Lineage: Eukaryota; Metazoa; Arthropoda; Insecta; Diptera; Diopsidae
Gene: scu
Product: 3-hydroxyacyl-CoA dehydrogenase type-2
Exons: 2
Coding region: 118-885 (255 amino acids)
Biological process (GO): fatty acid metabolic process; androgen metabolic process; estrogen metabolic process
Cellular component (GO): mitochondrion
Molecular function (GO): estradiol 17-beta-dehydrogenase [NAD(P)+] activity
Source: RefSeq, a predicted model, not a curated record
UUUCUCUUUGUUGUGGCAGAGUGCAACUGGUGUUAAUUGGCUUCAGUUAUUUUAAUACAAUAUAUUUUUAUAAUUAUUUUUUGAUAUACUCAUUUUUAAUUACUUAGUAUUACAAAAAUGAUUAAGAACGCAGUUUCCCUUGUAACCGGUGGUGCUUCUGGUUUAGGUCGCGCUACAGCUGAGCGAUUGGCACGUCAAGGUGCACGAGUGGUACUCGCUGAUUUGGGUUCUUCCAAGGGUAAUGAUGUGGCUAAGGAACUUGGUGAUAAUGUUGUAUUUGUGCCAGUUGAUGUAACAUCCGAAAAAGAUGUUAGUGAAGCACUUAAAACGGCAAAAGAUAAAUUCGGUCGUCUGGAUUUGGCAGUGAACUGCGCUGGCACAGCUGUUGCUGUUAAAACUUAUAAUUUUAAUAGAAAUACAGCACAUAAAUUAGAAGAUUUUGCACGUGUUAUAACGGUUAAUACUGUGGGUACAUUUAAUGUGAUACGUUUAUCUGCGGGUCUUAUGGGUGCCAAUGAACCGAACAAAGAUGGUCAACGUGGCGUUAUUGUUAAUACAGCUUCUGUUGCUGCUUAUGAUGGUCAAAUCGGUCAAGCAGCUUACUCUGCAUCUAAAGCAGCUGUAGUCGGUAUGACUUUGCCAAUUGCACGCGAUCUUAGCACGCAGGGCAUACGCAUAUGCACCAUUGCUCCUGGUUUAUUCGACACACCAAUGUUACAGGCGUUGCCUGACAAAGUACGUGGCUUUUUAGCAAAAUCUAUACCAUUCCCACAACGAUUGGGUGAUCCAUCUGAAUAUGCUCAUCUUGUGCAAGCUAUCUAUGAAAAUCCUUUAAUGAAUGGAGAAACCAUUCGUCUUGAUGGCGCACUUCGCAUGAUGCCUUAAAUGUUUACAUAAUUUUUUUUUAAGUUUUCUAAUAUAAUAUUUUGAAAUCAUGUGAAACAUUGCAUUUAGUAAUUUCAUUGUUAAAAGCAGAAUUUAAAGCUGAGAUGGAAUUGCAAUUUCAUUAAAAUAUUUUUAAUAAAUUGUCUUGUCAAUUUAA